This is a messenger RNA of Ostertagia ostertagi, 825 nucleotides long. Lineage: Eukaryota; Metazoa; Nematoda; Chromadorea; Rhabditida; Trichostrongylidae. The record is from the annotation of a GenBank genome assembly.
AUGGUUUCGAUGUCUGCGCUCCUGGUUCUGACGGUGGUAGUCUUCCUGGUUCAUUUUGGACAAAGCGAUAAGAAAGCCACAGCGCAGUUGGUGCCACUCGAAGCCAAUGCUGACACUCUCGUCUACCUCCAAGUGGCAUGGCGGCACGGAGAUCGCACUCCGGCUACGUCGGUACCAUUCAAUGACGCAUCUGCAUGGGAGGAAGGCCUGGGAGAGUUGACACGAAAGGGAAUAGCCCAGCAGUAUCGCCUUGGAAAGUGGUUGCGAGCUCGCUAUGGCAGAUGGUUUGGCAAUCGUUUCGACCGCAACGAGGUUUUCGUGCGCAGCAGUGAUUAUAACCGAACCAUAAUGUCUGCGCAGGCAAAUAUGGCCGAUUUUCUAGGGCUAUUUCCGCCUCUCAAAAUGCGGAUAUGUGGAAGACAAUUUGCCGUUCAGCCAGUCCCUGUCCAUUCUGUUCCGAGGGCUAUCGACAAGGAACUCUAUGAAGAUAUCAGUUGCCCAACCGCGAACGAAGAGUUCUCGACGUUAUGGCGUUCCGAAGUGGUGAAGCGUAUGAGAUUGAGAACGAGGAUUUCAUUGAGUUUCUCAAAGAAAAGACGAGAAUUCCUAAUUUUGAGUUUCGCAAGCUCUGGAUGUCAGUUAUCAGGAAUAAUGUUAAAGCGGUACCUGAUUCUUUUGCAGCUCCAACAUAGCGACACCCAGAAGUGGCCCUCAUGGGUAAAUGCAUCAGUGUUCGAUCGGAUUCAGAAGCUUUACGAUGCCUCUUCUCGCAUGAAGUACCACACAGAUGUGCUACGUCGGUUACGAGGAGGUAACAUUAUACGC